Molecule: messenger RNA, 954 nt
Organism: Anoplophora glabripennis (Asian longhorned beetle)
Lineage: Eukaryota; Metazoa; Arthropoda; Insecta; Coleoptera; Cerambycidae
Gene: NC2alpha
Product: dr1-associated corepressor
Exons: 3
Coding region: 65-805 (246 amino acids)
Biological process (GO): transcription by RNA polymerase II; negative regulation of transcription by RNA polymerase II; positive regulation of transcription by RNA polymerase II
Cellular component (GO): negative cofactor 2 complex; nucleus
Molecular function (GO): protein heterodimerization activity; transcription coactivator activity; RNA polymerase II general transcription initiation factor activity
Source: RefSeq, a predicted model, not a curated record
UUCUAACCUAAAAAGUCUUGUUGACAAUUAGUAAUUUAUUUUUCCAUAUAAAAAUAAAACAGAUAUGCCAUCGAAAAAAAGAAAAUACAAUGCGAGAUUUCCUGCGGGUCGAAUUAAAAAAAUUAUGCAAACAGAUGAAGAAGUUGGAAAAGUGGCACAGGCAGUACCAGUUAUUAUCUCUAGAACCUUGGAACUUUUCGUGGAAUCGCUUUUAACAAAAUCAAUGCAGAUAACACAAGCCAGAAAUGCUAAAACAUUAACUCCAUCCCACAUGAAGCAGUGUAUAUUAUCAGAGAGUCGAUUUGACUUUUUAAAAGACUUAGUGAAAAAUAUUCCUGAUGCUAGUGUACAAGAAGACAAUGAAAAUAAUGCUAUUUGUGAGGAGAAUUCAGAGAAAAAUGAAGGUGAUUCGGAUGAUGCUGGAAAUUCAAUGGAGGUUGUUACUUCGCCAGAAGCAGGUUCUCCUGUUCAAGUCACCGCAAAUUAUUAUAAUGAACAGAGUACUUCUACUAGUAGAACACCAGUAAUUCAAUACGGACCAAAAAUUGCACAAGAAAAUAAAAAAAUAAAUUUUUCUGUAAACAGUUUAUUAGGACAAAAAGAUGAACCAAAACUUCACAUUACAAUAGCUUCAGAACAGUUAUCUAUCCCUUCAGUAGUUUCCACACCCACAAAUAAAUCUACCAAUAGUGUGCCACCAAAAGUAGCAAGUACUGAUAAUAUUCCACCCCUUAUUCCUAUCUCAAAUGCUUACUGUCAAAAUUCUGGUGACAACUUAUGUAUUGAUGAAGAUUACGAUAACUGAAGGUAAGAUUUUUUUCACAAUGAAACGAGUAAAUACAAUGUACUAUUUUUUUUGUAUAUUUUAGGAUAAUUCAAAUACUGUUUUACACAUUAGUUUUUAAUAAAAUUUGGAGAUUUGUCAGUAUAUCAAAUAUUUUAAUAAUUUAUGUA